This is a messenger RNA of Cucurbita pepo subsp. pepo (vegetable marrow), 693 nucleotides long. RefSeq lists its product as uncharacterized. NCBI's taxonomy places the organism in Eukaryota, Viridiplantae, Streptophyta, Magnoliopsida, Cucurbitales, Cucurbitaceae. The record is from RefSeq and is a predicted model, not a curated record.
AUGGUGACGUUGAGACGUAAAGAUAGGAUGGCUCUUGUCGCCAUCUGCCAAGCAGUCUCAGAGGACAUCCUUCUCAUGUUGGCAGCAUGGGAGACGCUGCAAACAAUGCAUGUGGGCGUGGAACGUGUCAAGGAAGCAAAGGUGCAGACCUUGAAGAGCGAGUUUGAGGCUAUCCAACAUCCAUCCAUUAGGCGACGUGGUGGAGGAGAUCUCUGUCGUCAAGAAGUUCCUUCGAGCAUUCCCUCAAUGUUCAUCCAAAUUGUUACCUCUAUCGAGCAGUUCGACGACCUCAAGAAUAUGUCGGUUGAGGAGGUCGUUGGUCAUCUUAAGGUCCAUGACUUUGUGGCUACGAAGACCAAGAGGAGGAUAAAUACCUCCUACUCAUACAUGAGGAGUGGCUCACGAACGAAAAAGAAAGAUGCAGAUGACUCUUCUUUUUCAGGUACGAGUGGACGUGGCAGCCAUAACAAAGAAAAAAAAGGUCGUGGAUGUGAUCAGGGACGUGGUGGCGGAGGAGGCCAUGACAAUACCUCACAAACCCAUGACAAAGUCAACUCCCGGAGAGACAAGAGUAUGAUCAAGUGUUACGGUUGUGGAAAAUAUGGGCAUUAUGCGGCAGAGUACUACAACAAGAAGCGAGAUGAGAGACAAACUUCACACUCAUGCAAGAUCAAGUGUAACGCCCAAAAAUGA